AUGGCGUCUGACCCGGCACCGUUAUCAAAAACUGCAAAAUAUAAGAAAAUAACGAAGCCACUUUUGGAACGAAAACGUCGCGCGCGCAUCAACCGCUGCUUGGAUGAACUUAAAGAUCUCAUGGUUGGAGCUUUAGAGAUAGACGACGACAACUUAAGCAAGUUGGAAAAGGCAGAUAUCCUUGAAUUAACCGUUAAUCAUCUUACAAAGUUGCAUAGACCGAAAGACCCAAUUCUAGAAGCGAAAAAAUUCCACGCUGGAUUCGGGCAGUGCGCCGCGGAAGCAUGCAGAUUUAUUAUGUCCGUGCCUGAUUUAGACUCUAAAGUCAGUCAGAAUUUAAUCAGUCAUCUAUCAACGUUAAUAACCGCUCAACCAUUGACCAUACAAGUACCAGAGAGGCCCUCGUUCUCUCCACCAACAUCGCCUUCAUCUGUUUUAUCGGACCGACAACAUUAUUACAGUGACCACGAUAGAUCUUCAUCAGACGCUGAAGACUCAGUAUAUGCCGUGGAAGGACCCGCUAAACAGUGGGCAUACCCUAAACACAACAAGCCGGUUAGUCCAUCAGGUCUUUUAACGACUGUAGACAAACUUGUUCCACAUCAAAAUGACCCUACAAUGAACGUACACCGAAAUGGAAGUUACUUCAAUCGAGUUCCGGCCGAGGCCAAAGACGUUAUUUUGCAAAAAAUAAGACAACACAUUAUGGACAAGCGUGGUAAUGAAAACAUAAAUAGCGAGGUGAACGUCGAAUUACCUGUUGAACAUAAAUACUUACCUCGCGACGAAAUGUACCGAAACGACUACUCAUAUUACUCACCGAAUUACUCAAGCGAUACCUUAGACUUGAGGAAAGUUCGAUCGCCUCUGAAGUCAUCGCUGGAAUAUUCUCAGGAUACACGAUCCGCUAAAGAACCUGAUUCUAAUGUGGAAAGUAAGCCAGCGGUUCCGGAACACUGCGAAUCACCAAUGGAUUACAGUAACUUACCGCCUAAAAAGAAGAGGAAAUUAAUCGAGUACCAGGAGUACAAAAAACAAGAAGAGGCGAGGCGGCAGCAAGCUUUUUAUGCGAAUAAAAAAGAUAGCCCAUGUGAAGGACCACCGCGCUCGGAUCAAGAGUUAGAUGCGAACAAGUGGCGCCCGUGGUAA
Molecule: messenger RNA, 1149 nt
Organism: Pieris macdunnoughi
Lineage: Eukaryota; Metazoa; Arthropoda; Insecta; Lepidoptera; Pieridae
Source: the annotation of a GenBank genome assembly